UACGCAGAUUAGGUAGGGUAGACAGAUUCAAAUUGCCAAAUCCAAAUAUGUCCGAAACUGAUCAAAUCCACAACGUUUUGAUCUUUUGAAAACCCAAAAAUGUCAACCUUAAACGUUCCUCCAGCGCUUACUACCCCUGGAGCUGAUGCGAUUCAACUCUACCGAGCUUUCAAGGGAUUUGGAUGCGACACUUCUGUAGUGGUUAAUAUAUUGGCUCAUCGAGAUGCAACACAACGUAUGCUCAUUCAACAGGAGUACAGGACUAUGUACUCUACAGACCUUCUUAAGCGUUUGUCUUCAGAACUUAGUGGCAAAUUGGAGACAGCAGUUCUGCUCUGGAUGCAUGAUCCACCUGGGCGUGAUGCAAUAAUUGUGAAGCAGGCAUUAAGACCAGAAACAUUUAAUCUUGAAGCUGCGACUGAAAUAAUUUGUUCACGCACUCCAUCACAGAUACAGAUAUUUAAACAACAUUACCAUGCAAAAUUUGGGGUUUACCUCGAGCAUGAUAUUGAUUCACGUGUCAGCGGGGAUCUUAAAAGACUCUUGCAUACAUAUGUGAGUGUACCUCGCCAUGAAGGCAGAGAAGUUGAUCAUGAGUUGGCUCAGAAUGAUGCAAAGACUCUUUAUAAAGCAGGAGAGAAGAAAUUGGGAACUGAUGAUAAGACUUUCAUCCGCAUAUUUAGCGAACGAAGUGCUGCACAAUUGGCUGCUAUAAAUUCUGCUUAUCAUAGCUUGUAUGGAAAGUCUCUGAAAAAGGCUGUAAAGGGUGAAACAUCAGGACAUUUCAAACAUGCUCUAUUGGCAAUUUUGCAAUGCUCUGAGAAUCCUGCUAUGUACUUUGCAAAGGUGCUGCGCAAGGCAAUGAAAGGUCUGGGAACUGAUGAUACCACGCUGAUAAGGGUAAUUGUGACAAGAACUGAGAUUGAUAUGCAAUAUAUAAAAGCUGAAUACCACAAGAAAUACAAGAAGACAUUGAAUGAUGCAGUUCAUUCUGAAAUAUCAGGCCAUUAUCGGGCUUUCCUUCUUUCCCUUUUAGGGCCCAAUCAAUAGCCAAAAUCUGAUUCUUGUACGAAGAAAUUAUACACUGAACAAUAGUUUUAUUAUAGCUAUUAAUCAUGGUGGAUUUUAUGUGCAUCACACCCUGGCUAAUGGUCUACGUCUAACUGUUGUGCAUGUAACGGUUGUAUUAAAUAAUUUUCUGAUGUGGGGUUCAGUAACCCUUAGUUAUUUGUGUGUAAUUUCUUUGUAGCCAUUGCUGUAGAUGUUGUGUCUGUAGAGAAGACAACAGUUUGUGGUUCCUCUGUAUUUGUUUGCAUGUGAUAUAAAUUUAUUUUUGGGAAA
Molecule: messenger RNA, 1341 nt
Organism: Manihot esculenta (cassava)
Lineage: Eukaryota; Viridiplantae; Streptophyta; Magnoliopsida; Malpighiales; Euphorbiaceae
Product: annexin D5
Exons: 6
Coding region: 100-1050 (316 amino acids)
Cellular component (GO): cytoplasm
Molecular function (GO): calcium-dependent phospholipid binding; calcium ion binding
Source: RefSeq, a predicted model, not a curated record